GCGCGUCGACGGCCACGGCUCGGCCUCUCCUCCAGGCGCGCUCGCGAGUGCGGCAGCGGCGUCCGGCCUGCGCGUCUCGUCUCGUGUCGUGUCGUGUGGUGCGGGCAGUGGAGUGCGGUGCUGGGGAAGUGCAUGGCGCGAGUGCCGGGGGGCCGCGAGUGCCGUUCGAGUGCCUGACGCAGUGCGCGUGCCGUGAUGGGGGCGCCGGGGCUGCUGCUGCUGCUGCUGGUGUUGCUGGCGGCGCUGGGAGGCUGCGGGCCGCGCGGGGCGAGCGCCGUCAUCGAGGAGCGAGGUGUUGAAUGUUCAGGUUUUGAAUGUAAGGUGAAAGACGUGCCAAUUUGGAAAGUAGUGAUUGGUCACACAUCACAUGCAACUGUGGGACUUCCUCGGAUUGUUUGGAGUGAGUCAGGUUCACUUGCCAGAACGUCCGAGGGCCAUUUCUAA
Messenger RNA from Gryllus bimaculatus (two-spotted cricket), 444 nucleotides. The record is from the annotation of a GenBank genome assembly. NCBI's taxonomy places the organism in Eukaryota, Metazoa, Arthropoda, Insecta, Orthoptera, Gryllidae.